Cyclopterus lumpus (lumpfish) is the source of this 4723-nucleotide messenger RNA. It is a transcript of the gene osbpl1a, whose product is annotated as oxysterol binding protein-like 1A. NCBI's taxonomy places the organism in Eukaryota, Metazoa, Chordata, Actinopteri, Perciformes, Cyclopteridae. The record is from RefSeq and is a predicted model, not a curated record. Gene Ontology annotation, molecular function: cholesterol binding; protein binding. The coding region runs from base 1494 to 4427 and encodes 977 amino acids. Gene Ontology annotation, cellular component: membrane; intracellular membrane-bounded organelle; cytosol. The transcript is spliced from 29 exons.
AAUAAUGCCUGUGAUUAGGGUACUGAUGGAUACUCUUUCCCAUGUCUCCUCAUCAAUAGUCACUCUUCCUUCUCUUGUUGUUCUAUAAUGACACAUCAGCUGGCAUCACUUCACAAUGAUUUACAUGGAUUCGAGUUAGAAAAUAGUCUAUUUUAAUUGUUGUUAUUGUUGUUGUUGUUGUUGUUUGCAUGUUCCCAGACUGUCAUGAGUACUUUAAUUAAUUCUCAUGCUCGCUCUGUGGAAUCUGUAAAAAAGGGAAAUGUAAAAAAGACAAAAUACUGUAAAGAAGCUCUCAGAAACAACAUCGCAGCCAGCCAGACAACAGAUCCUCACACGUCUUGAAAAUAACAACACCUUGAGACUGAUUGGUGAUCGUGGCACUCUGGGCACGAGUCCUUUACUCAACUGGUUUUGAGACUACCGGGCAGUUCGGACUGGCAGCCACACUUCCUCCACUCUAGUGUUGAUCAGCGGAGCCCCCCAGGGCGCUGUGCUCGGCCCCCUCCUGUUCACCCACGACACCUCCGGUCUGUAAUAAAAGUAGUUUUCAAAAAACCCAACUUUGAUGUGGGAAAAGCUCCUUUUUUUUUUCUUCUUCUUCUUCUUCAAAUCUCCAGCUGACUUAAUGAGUCAUCAUCCGUCAUCGUUUAGGAACACGUGAGGGAUGUAAAGUCACAAGAGGGUGUUUUUUUUUAUGGCAGACCGUCAAGGAGGCGGGGGGGGGGAAGCAACCGUCAGAAUGAUUACGUAAGAUAGCAGUCACCGGACCCGCUUUACAGGAAGGAAACCCGGUCCUCCCGCUCCCCUUUGUGCAGUCUCAGGCCACAUGACGGUCUACGUGUCCGGUCAGACUCUGGCAUGCGGAGAGGAGGAAGAAAACAAACUGCGAUGGAAUGUCACGUUGCUAUGGCGAAGAACUAACGCACCACGCCAACAACAGACGAGAAAACCGGUUCAUGGGAUUGAAGAGCAUGUGACUCUCGCCCCGUCGGUCUGAUGUCGUGCAGAGAUCAAAUAUCUGCAAACUGUGAUUACGCCACACGAUCAGGACACGUUCAUUCUUGUCUUUUUUUUUUUUUUCUUUUUGUAUUUUCACUCAUUUAUUAUGAUUUUUACAUCACAGGCUAUAGAAUUUUUUAUUUUUUUUUUGUUAAAAAGUUUGGCCGUUAACUCAAGACAUUUCAUACGAUAAUUGGGACGAUUUCACAGAAAUGUCUAAAUAGGAUCAAAUGAUGACUGCGACUUGACUGAGAAGAAGAAAGACCUCCCGGCUCAUCCGUCUUCUCUCCAUUUGGCUCUAAAUGACGAGUACUAACCACGGACUUCCUAUAGCUUUCUAGGUUCUCCUUUCAGAGCCUCUGUGCACGUGUCCUCCCCCUGAAAGCAUCUUUUUGAUUACGGUUGAGUCACAGAAAUGAAAAGCUUUUUUUUUGUAAUUCUUUUUUCCUUCUCCUCUUGUGCUGCUCCUGUGUUUUGCUCCGCAGGGGGUCCACAUGGAGGAGCCGGAGCCGGAGGAGCAGUUCCUCAGAUUCGCCCGGAACGGAGAUCUGCCGGGAAUCCAGAGGCUCCUCAUGUCCACGAUAAGGGAGGAGACGCACAUCAACAUAAACUGCAGAGGUAAGAGAAAGGCUAAUCUGGGAUGGACGCCUCUUCACCUGGCCUGCUACUUUGGACACAAAGAUGUGGUGGAGGAAUUACUGAAGGCAGGCGCAGACGUUAACUUGCCCAAUAACGUCGGGGACACACCGCUGCACAAAGCGGCCUUCACGGGGAGAAAGGAGGUCGCCAUGCUGCUGCUGCACUAUGACGCAUGUGCUACUGUCAUCAAUGGGACAGCACAGAUUCCCAAGGAUGUCACUCAGAAUGCAGAGAUCAGAGGCAUGCUGGAAGCGGCCGAGAGAACGGAGGAGAGGAAACUGGAGGAGGAACUCCUGGAAGCUGCCCGAGAAGGAGACCUCUCGACUCUCACUCAGCUGCUCAGCAGGAAGAAGACCCCGGACAUCAACUGCACAGAUCUGCUGGGAAACACUCCGCUGCACUCGGCGGCCUAUCGGGGCCAGAGGCAGUGCGCCCUGAAGCUGCUGAAGAGCGGCGCCGGCCGCAACGUCGAGAACAAGAAAGGCCAGACGGCGUUGGACCUGGCCGGUGAUACGGCGAUGAAGCUGGUCCUCAAAGGCAACGCUCAUCGAGGUACGACCCGCCGCGUGAAGAAGUACGAGGGCCUCCUCUGGAAGAGCUCCAGAUUCUUCGGCUGGCGCUCCUACUGGGUCGUCCUCCAAGACGGGGUUUUAUCCUGGUACUCGAAACAGUCGGAUGCAGCAGCCAAUGUGAGAAGGCAAGGCUGCAAGUCGCUCACACACGCUCAGUGUUUGCUCCGAGCCAAAGACAGCAGUUUUUUUACUCUCAAGUGCUUCGAUGACAGCAUGCAUCACUUCAAAGUGUCACCUAAAAACGACCCCGAGGCGACGGCAAAAGGAUGGCUGGGCGCGGUGGAGGAGCACUCCGCCUACAGCACACACUACUGCUCCCACGAGCAAGGCAGCGGGGGGGAGGAGGACGAGGAGGAGGAGGCGAAGUCACUCGGGGAGCUAACGGACUCGCUACAGGUGGCGGAGGCCAACCAGAAGAAACUGGAGAAGGAGGUGGAAGCUUUCCUGUCCCUGCUGAGAGACGACGGGCUGGCAGAGAGGUUUCCAUCCGCCGUGACGCAGAAAUUACAAGGAAUCGGCGAGUUGUCCGCCGAGACCAGCUCCGUUCUCGGCGCCUGCCUCGGCCUCCUCUCCAGACGGGAAGCGGUGCGCAGCCUGAAAUUGGAGCAGGAGGUGGAGAAGAACCGGAUCCUCUCCGAGGCGCUGCAGACUCUCGCCACCGAGCACCACCAACUGGAGCAAUCCGUCGUCAAGGGCUCGUCGUUGCCGCGCGGCGCCCUCAGCGAGGAUGAGUUCCACGACGCCGUGUCCGAAUCUGACUCGGAGAUCUCCCUGAGCGGCUUCGAGACGGUGGCCAGCCAUUCCUGUGGGGAGGAGGAGGAGGAGGAGGAAGAGGAAGAGGAGGUGGAGGACCACGACCACCACGAAGGCUCCGCAACGUCGUUCAGCACCGCCAGCAUGUCGAGGGAGGAUCGCCAUGGCGACGUGAACGAGACUCCACCCAACGGGAUCCCAGAGCAUAGGACCAGCUUACCCGCACCAAUGUUUUCCAGAAACGACUUCAGUAUUUGGAGCAUCCUGAGGAACUGCAUUGGAAUGGAACUGUCCAAGAUCACAAUGCCGGUGAUUUUCAACGAGCCGCUGAGCUUCUUGCAGCGUCUCACCGAGUACAUGGAGCACGUGCACCUCGUGCACCGGGCCAACGGCUGCUCCGACUCCAUCGAGAGGAUGAAGUGCGUGGCUGCGUUCGCCGUGUCUGCCGUGGCCUCGCAGUGGGAGCGGACCGGUAAACCCUUCAACCCCCUACUGGGAGAAACCUAUGAACUGGUCAGAGAGGACCUGGGCUUCCGGCUCCUGUCGGAGCAGGUGAGCCACCAUCCUCCGGUCAGCGCCUUCCACGCCGAGGGCCUGGAGCGGGACUUCGUGUUCCACGGGUCCAUCUACCCCAAACUCAAGUUCUGGGGCAAGAGCGUGGAGGCGGAGCCGAGAGGCGUCAUCACGCUGGAGCUGCCCAGGUACAACGAAGCCUACACCUGGACCAACCCCACCUGCUGCGUUCACAACAUCAUCGUGGGCCAGCUGUGGAUCGAGCAGUACGGAAAUGUGGAGGUGGUCAACCACAGAACUGGUGAAAGGUGCUGCCUGAAUUUCAAACCAUGCGGUCUUUUUGGCAAAGAGCUGCACAAGGUGGAAGGAUACAUUCUGGAUAAAAGCAAAAAGAAGCUGUGCGCUCUCUACGGGAAGUGGACCGAGUGCCUGUACGCCGUCGAGCCGGCCGCCUUCGAGGCGCACAACAGGACGAGCGACAGGAAGCGAAGCGGCAGAGCGGGCAGCGAGGACCAGGAGGAGGUUCCCUCUCCGGCCGGUGACACCGUGGAGAUGGUUCCCGGCAGCCGGCUGCUGUGGAGGAUCGCGCCGCGACCGGCCAACUCCACCGAGAUGUACAGCUUCACGUCCUUCGCGAUGCAACUCAACGAGCUGCGCGUGGAGAUGGAGGGAGCCCUCCCUCAUACGGACUGCCGGCGGAGGCCCGACAUCCGCGCCAUGGAGAACGGCGACAUCGACCUCGCUGGCGAGGAGAAGAAACGUCUGGAGGACAAACAGAGAGCCGGGCGCAAGAACCGCUGCCGGCUGGAUGAAGAGUGGGAGACGAGGAGUCCGGCCCCGGGUCCAAGGUGGUUCCAGCAGGGUCAGAACCCCCACACCAGCACCCAGGACUGGAUCUUUUCUAGCGGAUACUGGGACAGGAAGUACAGCCAGCUGCCGGACAUUUACUGAUGGACAUUCACUGAUGGACAUUCACUGAUGGACAUUCACUGAUGGACGUUUACUGAUGGACAUUCACUGAUGGACAUUCACUGAUGGACAUUCACUGAUGGACGUUCACUGAUGGACAUUUACUGAUGGACGUUCACUGAUGGACGUUGACUGCGGAGAGACAUUCGCUUGGUGUCCUCUGCACGCGGCAGCGUUCAUAGCUGCGGUAACUACGAGCAAUAACACUUAAAACUGCGUGGCCUUUAUCUCCUUUAUGGUUGUAAAAUUGUGCAUAAAAAAUGUAAAUCUGCUUUGAA